CCGACGCGCGUCUUUCGUAACUCACUAAAAUUACGUGUCAGUUUUAUCAAAUUCAUUUCGUUUAAAAUAAUUUUCCAAUCGAUAACAGAAAGUAGCCAUUAAAAUUAAAUUAUCGAUACUAAGACAACACUAGUGUGAUUAAAACUUACAUUUUUGUACGAUAACUCGAUGUGUCGAUAAAAACAUCGAUAGAAUAGCAAUCGCGUGUACCACCGGCGUCAACAAUGUAGCCAUAGUGACGUUACUGUUGACAAUUUGACAGUUUGGUAAUGUUAAACGAUAAUUUAUGAGCCUCAAUUAUGUUUUCUGAAGUAAAAAAAGUCUGGUGUUUACGUGUUUUGAGAUUAAUUUGACAGGUUUGUGGCGGUUUUUUGUGUAGGUAACUACAUCACCUUUAAAGAUGGGUAAUGGAAUGAAUAAGGUCCUGCCUGGGCUGUACGUGGGCAACUACCGGGACUCCAAGGACCCCGUACAGCUUGACAAGUAUAAAAUUACCCACAUCCUGUCCAUACACGACGCCGCGCGUAGACUGCAUUCCGAUAAACAUUAUCUUUGUAUAAUGGCGUCGGACUCACCAGACCAGAAUCUCACACAAUAUUUCAGUUUAUGCAAUGACUUCAUACACGCGGCGCGACUCAGAGACGGAAAUGUUCUUAUACAUUGUUUAGCGGGUAUGUCUCGCAGUGUUACGGUUGCGGUGGCGUACAUAAUGUCGGUGACACCUCUGACGUGGCGUGAAGCACUCAAGGUGGUGCGCGCGGGUCGCGCAGUUGCCAACCCUAACCUUGGCUUCCAAAGGCAACUGCAAGACUUCGAAACUUAUAAAUUAGUUGAGGAGAGGCGACGUCUCAAAGAGCGGUAUCCGUCGCUAGCGUUAGCGGACAGCGACCUGGCAGAGUGCCGCGUCAUGUUGGACUCAUACCAGCUCAUGCUGCGCCAAAAGACCAUCUGCGAGGGCAAGUGCGCUAUGGGCCGACAGUGUCCUACCGGCGUGUGUAGGACGGGCUCGAAGCGGCAACCGCGCACGCGCCGUCCAUCCGCCGCGGGAGGCGGGCCCGGGGGCGGGGAACCGGGCGCGGGGGGCCUGACGCGCUCUCCCUCCACGCUCUCCACUGCAUCCACUACUUCUGGAUACAGGCCACGUUCCUCACCGGCAGGACUUUACAGUUACACCGGGCCUACAUCAAGACCGACCAGGUCGACCUCAGGGCUGAGCGUGACGCGCGUGCGGGACGCUGUCGGUGGGGGCUCCGCUAUGGCUGUAGGAGGCUCCGAGUACUCCCGCCGCCGUGCCGCUUCUGCGCCGGCCACCCCCGCACUCUCCCCUGCGUCUUCCCCACCGGCAUCCCCGCACAGGGCGCCGCAUAGAAAAGCCUGCGCUUGGAUUAUACCUUCUGUGAAAUGGAUGGACUCUGAAGACGAUUUAUAGGUCUCGUCCUACACAGCGGUGUUCGUAGCAGGCCGUCAGAUGUCGCGUCUCAUCCGCCCACAACCGCACAAGAAAUAACUUAAUUAUUAACUAUUGUAUAAUACAAUACACGAUUCUAUUUGAUAUACACUCGCUCAAACUAACAACAGCUGAAGCUUACUAAAUAAAAAAUGCUUGAAUAAUUUUUUAAACCAUGUACAAUCGCGGAAAACCGCGGUGUUUUACUUUUAGAGAAAUAACUUUAUUCCUUGCAACGAAACAAACUCCUCUGUGUGUAUCUCUGACCGACCUUUUUUUGCACCGGCACAUUAAAAUGCUGCGUCGUCCCAUUGGACAUUGUUUGCGCAUCAACUGUUGCUUGAAUGUGUAAACGACUGUUGCUUUUAAGGAGGAACACCGCCAUUUUCCCCGACUGUACUAGUGGGUUUCGACUGCAAUGACACUUGAAUUAAUACAAGUUAUUGUCUCUGCUUAGUGUAAGGGAUGACAAUAUGUAUUAAUACAAUGAUCAGUGCAGUGAAGUUCUUGGCUAUGGUUA
Molecule: messenger RNA, 1967 nt
Organism: Papilio machaon (common yellow swallowtail)
Lineage: Eukaryota; Metazoa; Arthropoda; Insecta; Lepidoptera; Papilionidae
Product: dual specificity protein phosphatase 22
Exons: 9
Coding region: 401-1429 (342 amino acids)
Biological process (GO): protein dephosphorylation
Cellular component (GO): cytosol
Molecular function (GO): protein tyrosine/serine/threonine phosphatase activity
Source: RefSeq, a predicted model, not a curated record